AUGACUUCAUUUCAUCGUCUACCCACCGAGAUAAUCUGUCGCGUCUUAGAGUGCUGCUCGAAUCAAGCAGUAACCAGCAUCGCAGCGACAUCGCACCACCUCUAUGAUAUCGCCAUACCGCUACUCUACAAGCGACAGGCAAAGCAGGGAAACCACGACAUAACAUUCUGGGCUGCUGAGAAUGGCCGUAUCGGAACUCUGAAGCACAUCGCCGAGUACAUGACGGUCCGCGUCGUCGCCGCUGAGGAGUGGACGCACAGGAUAUACGACACCUCUGGCGACUUUGAUCCCCAGACGGAUGCUGUGACCGGAUGGUACUGGACGCCGCUACAUGUCGCUGCGGAACAUGGACAAGUCGAUGCUGUCGAGUUCCUGCUGGACCACGGCGCUGAUAUCGAUGCCCAGUCCUUGACACAGCGAGACCUCGGCCUUGGGAUCGGUAUAGAUUCCUACAGCAUUGAUUUCCAAGACCGUGGAAUAUUCGAGUUGCCGCCUCCCGUAUCGUUCUCGCCUCUUAUUGCAGCCAUUCAUUGCCGGCAGAACGAUGUGGCCGAGCUGCUCCUCCGUCGCGGCGCCUCGAUAGAGAUCCGCGAGACGGCUAGUAAACGGCCCUGCGGCACCACGGCGCUGCAUGUUGCCGUCAUAAACGGAAACGUGGAGGCCAUCAGGAUGAUCAUAGAGGGAGGACACGCAGGGCCAAACGAUCCAGAUGCUGAUGGAUACCCACCGUUGCUCUGGGCGGCCCGAUACUUGGGCAUAAACAACGACGCCUCAGCUGCUUCUAUGCAACCGCUGCUUGACCUCGGCGCUGAUAUCGAUUAUAUCGCCCCCAGCGACUUCUACCCGGGAUCCCGUCACUCGCUGGUGACUAUCCUAACCAAGCGAUGGAAACCAUACACAGCCGAGGCACUCAUCGCCCUAGGGGCGACACCUCUCAGUGACCAGGAGUCAAGGGAGAUUGAUAGGGUGACCGUGACGCACUUCUGA
This is a messenger RNA of Fusarium keratoplasticum, 987 nucleotides long. Its product is annotated as F-box domain-containing protein. Gene Ontology annotation, molecular function: protein binding. Lineage: Eukaryota; Fungi; Ascomycota; Sordariomycetes; Hypocreales; Nectriaceae. Gene Ontology annotation, biological process: regulation of barbed-end actin filament capping. Bases 1 to 987 code for a protein of 328 amino acids. The transcript has a single exon. The record is from RefSeq and is a predicted model, not a curated record. Gene Ontology annotation, cellular component: nucleus; cytoplasm.